UAAAACCUAAUCUCCUAAUCUUUUCUCUCUAUCGUCAUCAUCAUUUCAUCAUAACAUCAUAAUCCAUUAUCACCAUUGAAAUCCUUGUUCUAUAGAUGAUCCUUCUUCCUCACUGAUCUUCUCCUGGGCUUUGAUUCUCCUUGUCUUCGAUCCUCGGUGGAUUCUAGAUAGGGAUUUAUCAUUAGUUCUGCAACCCCGUUACAUUGGUAUCAGAGCUUUCGAGCUUCGGACCCCGGAAAAAAAAAAUCUAUGGCGAUGGUGAAUCUGUCUUCAGAAACUCUUCGUGAGAUGCUCAGCAUAAUUCGUGAAGCAAGAAACGAUUAGAAGAAAUUACGUGACUCAGCCUCCAUGAUUGCACAAUCAAAACCAGAAGAGCUGAAUCGGAAGAAGGCUGAAAACCCUCUGGGUAAUAUUGUCGGAACGGCGGCGAUACAAGCCCCUUUGUCCACGACCUCUACGAUCAAUCCGAUGAUGACAUCAGUCUCUCCAACCUCACCGAAACCCCCAGAACCUCCAGAUUAUUAUCAUAAGAAGCGGGUUAAGGAGGCUAAAGCUCCACAACUGCAGAACCAAAAGAUCUCUCUGAAGUACUCGGAUGAAGAGAAGAUUGACGAGCUCGUGGACAGUGUCUCUGUAGUUUUGGAUCAGAAAGAAAAGCAAGUCACUGAUCAUGAAUACAAGCAUGCCGAAGCUAAGCUUGCAGAUUAUUAUUCACUGUCAAAUGAAUAUCAGGAUGAUUCAGCAAAAUUGAUCAAAUCAUCCAACGAUCUCGAGCUCUCGGUUGAACGCAUAUGGGAGCCAGGUGGGUUACCAACUGAAGCAGCUCAGUGGUACUGGACAGAGAAGUUUUCCAGUCAUUGUGAAGCAUUUCUAUGUCCUCAGAUGCAAAUGCUGACUUGGGAUCCAGGGUCGUUUAAGAUGUUAGGAAGAGAGACGGGUAACAAUACUCAUUGGCUAGAAGACAAACGAGAAGCUCAACACAAGCAAAACGAGGUAAUGAAACUCACGUCAUCUUGGCACAACUGCUUGUGGGAACCUGGUGGAUCACCGGCUGAAGUAGCUCACUGGAACUGGAUAGUGAGUUGUCACGAACAUGCUGUCACGUUGGAGCUUAUCCUGAAGUUACAUGAGCCACAUUUGCAAAGGAAUACAAAGGGUGAGGUCCUAGAGUUGUCAUGUUCACAAAAGUUCGGAGUUGAGAAAGAUGUUGAAGCUACUGUAGGGAAGUGGCCAGAGAAACGUCAUAGGUUGUUGUUUUAUGCAACACUGCCGGUUUUGAUAACUGGAAAUAGAUACUCCAUCAAGAGUUUGAAAGUUACUCUUAGCAGACUUUUGGAUCAGAACUCUGCAACUAUGAGAAAGAUGAGAUGGCUUCACAUGAUAGAGUUGGUGUGUUCAAUGAUGAUAAAGCUUGAUGAGAAGAUUUCACUGAAAAAUCUCGAGAGGUUCAGGUCACUGAAGAAGUCAUCAGACAUGAACUCCUUACUGAACAUUCUGGAGCCAGCUAUGCCAAGCAGUAGGCGACUGCUAGUUGUAGGCCUGAGACAGUUUUGUUUUUGCUGGUCUGAAGUUCCACUUGAAACACAAAUGGCGUUCUAGACUAUUGGAAGCAUUUUCAGAGAAGAAAACAAGGUCACAGGGUGGUUCGGAUUACACUGAAGACGACAUAGCUAGG
This is a messenger RNA of Brassica oleracea var. oleracea, 1675 nucleotides long. RefSeq lists its product as uncharacterized. NCBI's taxonomy places the organism in Eukaryota, Viridiplantae, Streptophyta, Magnoliopsida, Brassicales, Brassicaceae. The record is from RefSeq and is a predicted model, not a curated record. The transcript is spliced from 2 exons. Bases 349 to 1599 code for a protein of 416 amino acids.